Messenger RNA from Botrytis cinerea B05.10, 1197 nucleotides. RefSeq lists its product as hypothetical. The coding region runs from base 119 to 985 and encodes 288 amino acids. NCBI's taxonomy places the organism in Eukaryota, Fungi, Ascomycota, Leotiomycetes, Helotiales, Sclerotiniaceae. The transcript has 2 exons. The record is from RefSeq and is a predicted model, not a curated record.
GUCUAUUCUUCUAUCCAAAUGUCACCUCAAAUUCUAUUACACCGCUGGAUUCAACCUACAUUCAUUUUAAUGCUCCUAUUGCAAGCUAUUCGUAUAUAUUUAACUUACCAUCAUCUCGAUGCCAAUACUUCCGCAGGAACCGCAACAGGUGCAUCUGAAUCUCAACCAGGAUCCAUCGUCAUUGGAGCCGGUAGAAUCUCAGUUGACGUCUGAUCCAAACGAAUCCAGGCCCUGCGCACGAAAGCUCGCCUCAAGGUAUUGCAUAGAGGCAUGCGUAGAAUCUUUAAGCUGGCGUGGAUGGCUAUGUUAUCUUGCUUGUCUGCUGGUUAUAAUUAUGAUAAUUGGAAUUGUUUGCAGCGCCCAUGUAUACUAUCAUGAUAUGGGAGGGCAAGGUUGGCUCAAAAAGCGAAGAAGUCAGGAACGAUUUGAUCAAGUCCAGCGCUUCUCGGAAGUCUGUCUGCCAUCAAGACCGUUGGAACCCUACAAUUCGAUGUUAGCUUUGAGUCCAAGAAUGCCAGCCGCUGUACCUUGGUACACCUGUGGGGAUCAGCAAAACAGUUGUGAAGCAUACGCCCAUCCAGAGAUUUGCUGCCCUCAAGGCAUGAUCUGUCGCCCUACAACUCAUACGAUUUCAGGCAUAUACUGUUGCAAUGGAACGUUAUCACAUUCCAAUUGUCGUCUCCUGAGAGCGCAUGCAAGAUGUAGGCCCAAUUACUUUGAAUGCCCAGGGGACAUGGGAGGAGGUUGUUGCCCUAAUUCGACAGCUUGUUACAAGAAUCAAUGUAUUCCAGUGUACAAACAACCAUCCUCCGUUCGGCCGUCAAAUGGACCAACAGUGACACCCUGGCCCGCUGCUCCAGUACCAAGAGAGGGCGAAAUAGCGCAAGGGUCACGACUUAUCAUAUCAACGUUUUGGCGUGCUGGUUAUCCUUUUUCGGCAUUGGGUUUCUUGAUCCUGAUUGGUGUCGUGAUGGGGAUGCUCUAAUAGUAGUUUGGAUACACUGUCACGCAUGGGGCUAUUGACUAUUGAUGGUGCCAGCGGAAUGGUAUUUCUUAACAACCCGUAGUUGGCGAAUCAAAGUGAGAAGAUGUUACUGUUCCGCGAAAGCAAUGAACGGCAGUUGAUGUGUGGCAUGACUGGCUGACAUAGGAGCUAAAAAUGUGAGACACUGAUUAAUCAUCUUUUGUAAUUAAUUA